This is a messenger RNA of Ictalurus punctatus (channel catfish), 1787 nucleotides long. It is a transcript of the gene hoxa9b, whose product is annotated as homeobox A9b. Gene Ontology annotation, biological process: proximal/distal pattern formation; anterior/posterior pattern specification; DNA-templated transcription. The transcript is spliced from 2 exons. Bases 386 to 1171 code for a protein of 261 amino acids. Gene Ontology annotation, cellular component: nucleus. Lineage: Eukaryota; Metazoa; Chordata; Actinopteri; Siluriformes; Ictaluridae. Gene Ontology annotation, molecular function: DNA-binding transcription factor activity, RNA polymerase II-specific; RNA polymerase II cis-regulatory region sequence-specific DNA binding. The record is from RefSeq and is a predicted model, not a curated record.
UCUAUUAUCAGGGUAUGUUGAUACAUAAAUUACAGUCGUGAUCGUUUGAAUCAAAUACCUUAUAGAAUUAUUAUAAAGAAAUAUAAACCUAAUUGCACAAAUAAAACCAAACUCGCUCUCAUAGGAGCAUACAGCUCUUCCAUUAACAAUUUUACUGCAAAAUGGAGGCUAUGUGAAGCUCUGGUUUAGGCGACCCCUUUAUUGUUCUCUCCCAUGGUCACGUGUCCGUGUCAUCCAAUCCUGUCUCGGCCGCCGUUCAACUUAUCAAAGGUCUGUAGUUCACAGUGAAGUCGACCGUUCCUAGAUUUGCAGAUUCCGCGCUUGUGUCUAUUCCGUGGUGAGGAUUGUACGCACGGUCGCGCCUGUGUGCGUUUUUUUUUAUGUUAUGUCGACCCUGGGUACUCUGGGUUACUACACCGACUCGCACAUUCCUCACGAGGACGAUGAUCAUUUGGCACCGCGGUUCCCAACUGUACCGGCGAUACAGAGCCAGGCUCGAGAGCCAUCUCUGUCUGAAUAUGGUGAACCCGAUUCGUACCCUUUCCAAAGCAAGUCGGCUAUUUUUGGCGCGUCGUGGAGCCCAGUGCCUGUGCAGCCUCCGGGCGGCACAUCUAUCGCAUACCAUCCUUACAUACAUCAACCGUGUCCGACAGCCGAGUCGGAUGGAACGUCUGCGCGCGCCUGGGCGCUCGAGUCGCUUUCUGCAUCCGUGCCUUUCGCCGGAUUAUCGACAGAUGUGCAUCACGAUAUCAAACUCGAGCCGCUGGUCGGGAGUGGUGAGUGCACCACGCUAGAUGCACGGACACUAAUGGCUCCUGAUGUUCAAAACAACGCAAACCCUGCGGUGAAGGAGGCGGAUCUGAGCCAUGCGGAUGUGACAGAGUCAAGCGAAGAGAAAACGUUAACUGAGACUAAGCGGGAUCUGGACCCGAAUAACCCUGCGUCCAACUGGCUACACGCGAAGUCCACGAGAAAAAAACGCUGCCCAUACACUAAGCAUCAGACUCUCGAGCUGGAGAAGGAGUUUCUCUUUAAUAUGUACCUGUCUCGUGACCGUAGAUACGAAGUGGCAAGACUGCUAAAUCUCACCGAGAGACAAGUUAAAAUAUGGUUCCAAAAUCGUAGGAUGAAGAUGAAGAAAUGCAACAAAAAUCGCCCAAAAGACAUCUGAAGUUAAGGAAUACUGAUGAGUGCACAGCGCAGUGGUUUGGACAGCUUUAUUUCCUGCGCACACCGGUUUUGUGCUAUGCCUCUACAACAGCAACAAAAUUACUUUUGCACCAAUUUUCGGUGUGAGAAUGUAUCAGUGUAAUGAUUGCGUUUUUGUUAUAGGGCUGUUUGUUAGUCAGCUUGUGUCGUGUUUGCUUGUUGUAGGUCCAGUGUUUAUAAUUGUGUACAUUUUUGAGUCUCUUUCAGAUUUGAGGAACUUUCCAUGUAGGCUACUGAUUUCAGGGACAUAUACUAAAUGCUCGAUAUAUUUAAUAUUGUUGAGUUGCAUGAGUGUCAGUUGCUUUUUAAAAUGCCAGAAUGACUUCUGUCCAAAUAUUUAAUGUUUAAUGUAAUGUUUAAUGUAACUACCUAGAUGUAUUUGAACUACCUAUUUGCAUUAUGAAAAUAAGUGUUUUGUCAUUGAGACAUCGGUGAAUUUUGUAUCAUAAACAUGCUUGAAUUUUUUUGUGACUGGAAAAAAGGCUGUACAAGUAAAUACCUCAAAUCAUCAGUUAGCUGAACCAUUUUCAAUUCAAAGUUCAUCUGUGUAGAUGACAAAUAAAGUUCAGAAAAUUUAA